Molecule: messenger RNA, 1017 nt
Organism: Cyclocybe aegerita
Lineage: Eukaryota; Fungi; Basidiomycota; Agaricomycetes; Agaricales; Hemipholiotaceae
Source: the annotation of a GenBank genome assembly
AUGUCAAACGAGCCAUCAGCGAAGAAGCAUAGGGGGCGCCUGCGAUCGGGGAUUCCUGGUGGGGAGGUAAUCGGGCUCUACGAAAACGUUCUGCAUGUUCAAGAAAUGCUCAAGAAGAUGCAGCCGAUCGCGGAUGGGGGUGAAGGUGCGGAUGGGAACAAUGAGGAUCUUAUUCCCGUCGACGAUGUUGCUGACAUGGUCGGGGAAAUUGUCAAACUGUUGGCAACAAAGGUACACUCCCGCCCAGCGUUUGCAUUGUCGGGCCUUCAACAAGCUCAAAUCGAGGCUCUACACCUCACCGAAGGGCCGGUUCUAAGACUCAAGGUAAACCCAGAGCGGAUGGAACACGAGCGUGCGCAUGGCGCUGACCAGCUAUGGUCGGAUGCCACUUUCUAUCGCCAUUUAUGCAUCCUACACUCGUCGGUCACCCGUACUGAACCCAGUGCCCGGACGUUCAUCGAUGCUUUCUUUUUCCGUGCUGCGGCGAUCUUUUCCUCGCGAAAUUCGGAGGGAAAGCGACUUAUCCUCGGCCUCGAGCUGCCUGUCAGCACCCCCGUCGGGAACGACAAAGCUACACUCAAUGGGUUUGUUGAUUAUGCCAUUAUACCGACACGGGACGAACUUGCUGCUUCGUUCAUGCGCGACCCGCUAUUGAGGAAGAUUCGACUGCACUCGGAUUAUGUUCUAUUCAUUACUGAGGCAAAAGCUGUUGACGUGUCCCUUGGCCACCAACUCCCUCAGGCUCUGGGAGAGAUGUAUGCUUGUUCCGAGGCCCUCGACAAAAAAAUGAUACGGGGAGCAUUAACCAACGGGCGUUCUUGGCUGUUCCUGCUCGUUAAGCUUGAUGGCGAGGGUGGAACUUACAGGGUCUCGCAUGAAAUAUCGAUCAUGGCUCCGGGUCCCGACUUCUCUCUCGAAGUGAAUCCCGCUUCUUGUGCACAAGUUUCUAUCAUUCUCGCUAGUUGGAUUGAAAACAGCUUUACGGACUUGGACAGCGGAGAUUGGUUUGAAUGCUAA